This is a messenger RNA of Cercopithifilaria johnstoni, 429 nucleotides long. The record is from the annotation of a GenBank genome assembly. NCBI's taxonomy places the organism in Eukaryota, Metazoa, Nematoda, Chromadorea, Rhabditida, Onchocercidae.
AUGACUGCUCGUUCGUUGUUUCAGGUUCGAAUGCGACGGAUCUUCACUGUCAUUAGCAAAAAAGAUCGUCUACUGUCGUGUUUUUUAUGUAUGCGUUGGCGACUAGAUACCAAAGCGGAUCAUAACAAAGGGUUGAAUUUAAAAAGUGAACUUGAAUCUGAAGAAAUGUCGACAUCCUCUCGAGUUGAAGUUAUUACUCCUGGGGGAACAGUCCACCAUUCGUGUGUCCCGGAACCUCCAGAUCCCGCGACAUGUUGCGGAUCCGGAUGCGCAAAUUGUGUAUGGAUAGAGUAUGUUACCGAACUAAUGCGUUACCAUAGUGACCGUCCUUCGCAUGAAAUUUUGAGUGAAAUUGACAGAGCAGUCUCAAACAUUGGUCUUCGGGAGUUCGUUAAAGCAGAAAUCCGCACACGUGCGAAGUCUCAGUGA